GGAUACAAGUAGCAACUUAUGUAUAUCAGAGGUCAGUGAUGAUGCAACAGGAGAAAAACUGACAUUUGAAGUGAAGGAACCUUUGGGAGCUCUUGGGUCUCCCUUGAACAUCAGACUACCAUCUUCUGCUCAGUCAAAGGGCUCAAAGUUAUGCAUCAAGAUAAGCUACAAGACAUCCUCAUCAGCCUCUGCCAUUGGUUGGCUAGAACCGUCACAGACAGCUGGCAAGCAAUUCCCAUAUCUUUACAGCCAGUGCCAAGCCAUCCAUGCUCGUAGUAUCCUUCCUUGUCAGGACAGCCCUUCAGUCAAAGCAACUUAUGAUGCCAAGGUGACUGUUCCAUGCGAUCUUGUUUGUUUGAUGAGUGCGGUGAGGACAGGUGAAGAGCCAUGUGCAAUAGAUAAUUCUCUUAAGACUUAUACCUUCAGACAGACUGUCCCAAUGCCAAGCUAUCUGAUAGCAAUUGUUGUUGGUGCAUUAGAAAGCAGACAAAUAGGGCCAAGGUCUAGAGUUUGGUCAGAGAAAGAAUUUGUCGAUAGAGCAGCAUUUGAAUUUAGUGAGACUGAACACAUGCUAGCUACAGCUGAAUCGUUGCUUGGUCCUUAUGUGUGGGGUCAGUAUGAUCUUCUUAUCUUACCCCCAUCCUUUCCAUAUGGAGGUAUGGAGAACCCUUGUCUCACUUUUGUCACACCUACCCUGCUGGCAGGAGAUCGCUCCUUAGCUAAUGUUGUAGCUCAUGAAAUCAGCCAUAGUUGGACUGGUAAUCUGGUAACAAACUGCAGCUGGGAACACUUUUGGUUGAAUGAAGGAUUUACUGUCUUUGUAGAGAGGAAGAUUCUUGGACGAAUGAACAGUGAGAAACAUCGUCAGUUUGCAUUCAUCGGAGGCUGGAAGGAGCUCUACAAUUCAGUUUCAAAAUAUGGUGAAGAGCACAAGUUCACACAGUUGCUUCCAUCUCUGGAGGGUGGUAUUGAUCCAGAUGAUGCAUUCUCAAGUGUUCCUUAUGAGAAGGGAUCAUGUUUCUUAUUUUAUCUUGAAACUCUGGUUGGAAUAAAUGAGUUUGAGGGAUAUUUGAAAGCCUACAUUGAUAAAUUCAAGUACAGAAGUCUCACUACUCAAGAUUGGAAGGAUUUUUUUCUUGAAUACUUCCAUGAAAAGGCAGCAGCUGGUGUCUUUGAUUGCGUAGAAUGGGAUAAAUGGUUCUUUGCACCUGGUAUGCCACCUAUUAAACCAAAAUAUGAUACUUGUCUGGUGGAUCAUUGUACAGAAUUGUGUGAAAAAUGGAGUCAGGUUGGUGAAAGUAACUUUGAAAAGUCUACUGGUGACCUUGAGUCAAUGUCUCCAUCUCAGAAAAUAGAGUUUCUGGCACAGUUGUUGCUGAAGAAGCCAUUAACCUACAAUCUUAUCCAAGAAAUGCAAGGAAUUUAUGACAUGGACAAGUAUACCAAUGCCGAAAUUCGUUUCAGGUGGUUGAGAUUGAGAAUAAAGGCUGGUGAUGAGUCUGCUAUUGAUAGUGCUCUUAAGAUGGCAACAGAGGCUGGUCGCAUGAAGUUCACUCGUGUCCUGUUCAGGGACUUGUAUGCAUUCCCAUCUGCACGUCAAAAGGCAGUUGAUACAUUCCUGGCAGAAAGACACAACAUGCAUCCGAUUAGUGCAAAAACUGUUGCCAAGGAUCUGGAGCUAGAAUGAUUGCCAUUAUCUUUGAGCUUCCAUAACUGUCAACACAAAUUUCUUUCUUUUUUAUUCAUGAAUCUAUUUCUGUCAUUGAAUUCAGAUGAAAAUGAAAUGUUAUAAAUUUCACAGGAUUUAGAAAUUAUUAUACUCAGGAUACUGAAGCUAUUUUCAUGUUAUCAUACAUGUUUAUGGACAGGAAUGUUUGGAUUUUACCAAAGUCUUUAUUGUGUAUAAACUCUUGGAAUGCAGUUUGCUUUAAGCAUUUAUAAUUUCUGAAAUGUCAUUGCAACUGCUCCAAUUGUACUUUGUGUCAUUAAUUUUGGGAUAAUGUAAUGCUUGAAAAAGGAGUUAUUUCUUUUUUAAAUCAACAAUUACUAUUAUAAAUCCUUUUUUUCUAACUUACAAAUCUGUGAUAGAUUUUUAGCCAUUUUGUGUAAUACCAAAAUAGUCUACCAACACAACAAUAAAAAUAAUUUUUUCAAUGCCGAAAAGGAAGCCCAAAUUUGGGUCUAUUUACAUUGUGGACUAAACAUUAUUCCAACUACACCUUGAGCUUAUAGUCUUCAUUGUGUCUUGUUGACAGACCAGUUGGUACAUUACCAGUUUGUAAACUGGUAGACUUUCGUCACGUAAGACAAGGUAGAAUUAGAUGAAAAUUAAAUAGCCUCACUGUGAAAGGGGAAUCCAACCUUGGUCAUAUAAUGUUGUGUUAGAAAGGAAAGAGAGAAAUAAAUAAAACAGAAUAGUGAAAGUUUGAAAGAAAUCGGACAAGCAAUAACAAAGUUUUGACUGCUUUAGAAUUGAGAUCCCUAAGACUAUGCAAAUUUCAAAUUGGCAUUUAGGUAUGUAAAUUAUUACAAGGGAAAAGGACAACUUUCCCCAUAGGCUAUGUACUUUAUUAUCAGGGAUUUGUUGUUUCUUCCCAUGUACCUAUGCCCCUAGGGCAGUAAUCUAAAUAUGACCCAGGUAGUAUAUUGUUUCAUGUCCUCAUGAAAGAAAAAUAUAAUUUGACAUAAAAUUUUUGAAAAAAAUUAAAUUUUAGCCAUUAUUUGUAUUGAAGCACAUGAAAGAGUAGUGCUUGCCCUACAUCACUAUGACAUCACAAAUGCGUCCAAUUUGAAGUCUUCAUUGGUAUAGUGAUUACCAAUUUUUUACAACUUUAAAAUUUGUAAUUUUCUUAUUGUUUGUUCGAUAAUGUUCAAAUUUUCACCCAUCAAUUUGUCUAUUUUUUUUCAUUUUCCUUUAAAAAUAACUUAAUUUGGUUGGAUUCCCCUUUAUUUGAACCAAAUGGUAGGCUAUAUGGUAACUUAGAUCAAAUGGUAAUAAAUAUGUCAUCAGACCAGACACUUGACAGAGAACUGUCAGACCAAGUUUGAUAUAUAUCUUCUAAAACACUAUUUACAUUUUUUUCACUUAGAUUUCGGUUUACCUUUGUAUGAACUAUUACCAACACAGAACUGAAAUAUUAUGUUUAAUGUGUUUUUUCCAGAAUUUUUCAUAAUUAUUUGUCAAUUGAUGGAAAGUAUGAUACUAUGCUGAAUAUUUUCCAUUGUGUUAUUUAGCUACAUAGCAGCUACAGAGCUAUAUAUUCCCGCUAUACAAGUACAAAGUGAAUGACGGGGCAAUACAUUCUUGGAAUAAAAAAGAAACUGUCAUGUAUUGAAGCAAAAGUGUGAAAUAUGUUUAUACAGUAUCUGCUACUCGAAAAUUCAACAGUCAUUACUAUUCAAGAACACAGAAAAAACACAGUACCAGACCGUGUAGUGUAGUGAGUAUUUUCAGACUUAUUCACCAGCAAUCGUCAUCUCUUGUAAACUAAAAGUUCCCAUGAGUUGUCGGGUAAAGCUACAAUAAACAGUGCAUCAUUGUCAAACUUUCGUGAAAUCUAAUCCACAGAUGAAUCUUCUUUUACAUGAAUAUAUGCUAGUAUAAAUGCAAGCUGAUUGUGACAUUGCAAAUGAAAUUAUGCUUCUUGUUUUCUUUGUUUUUGGUGUCAUAAUAAUUUUGAGUAGAUAAUAUUAUUUUUUGAAGUGAUUUUCAUCUUGUUUGAAUUAUUUUGAACUUUUUGAACCCCUUCUUUGGUAAUGAGCACUUGCAAAGGGUAUUGGAAUUGUUAUUAGCAUCAUAUCUGAGACAUCAUUUAAAUGCAGUUAUAGGCAGGCAUACAGUGGAUGUGUUGAUGCAACAUAAUUUAUCCUUACUGUAUUACCAGUGUUUAACCCCCAUUGUGUUGAGAUGAUUCAGCACUGUGCUGAAGUAGAUUCAAUUCGCCCCUAUAUGCUGCAAGAAAAUAUAGAGAGUGUAUUUGUUCUAAGAAAUACAACUUCCAUUGGAAUCAUGAACAUUGGACAGUGUAGCUCUUUUAGUAAGAGCACCUUUUCAGAUAAAAUUGUAGAACUUGGGAUCAAGUCCCUUACACAAAAGAUGUCUUAAAUAAAAAAAACCAACCUGAUGCUCGAAUUGUGCGUAAGCAUGCCUCAUCACUCAGUGCAGGUGUUAUUUGGAAACACUCCAUCCAUCAGAAGGUACGCCAGUGUUGGCCCCAUGAGAGACCAUUUACAUGUGAAAGUAUGCAUGUUAAUACCAAUACCCGAUAUGUAAUGGAGUAGGGUGAUCACCUGCCAGUUCCCAGUCUUCCUUAAAGGUCAAGUCCACCCCAGGAAAAUGCUGACUUGAAUAAAUAGAGAAAAAUCAAACUAGCAUAGUGCUGAAAAUUUCAUCAAAAUCGGAUGUAAUAUAAGAAAGUUAUGACAUGUUAAAGUUUCUCUUAUUUUUCACAAAACAGUGAUAUGCACAACUAGGGAUGAUGUCCAUCACUCACUAUUUCUUUUUUUUUAUUGUUUGAAUUAUACAAUAUUUCAUUUUUUAUAGAUUUGACAACAAGGACCAACUUGACUGAACCGUAUAGUAUUAAGCAAUGCUAAUUCCACAUGUUCAGGGAGGAAUUAAUCGUUGUAUCCCUUGACAAUGAGGAGAAAAUUAGAAUAUUUCAUGUAAUAAAAUACAAAAGAAAUAGUGAGUGGAUGACGUCAUAGUCUCAUUUGCAUACCAGCCUGGAUGUGCAUAUAACUGUUUUGGGAUUAAGCGAAACUUUAGAGUGUCAUAACUUUUUUAUUUUAUAUGGGAUUUUAAUGAAAUUUUCAGAAUUAUGCUUGUUGGAUUUUUCUCUUUUUAUUCAAAUCAACUUUUUGUUGGGGUGGACUUGUCCUUUAACUGCAAGAAUACUCAGAAUUCGGUGGGUUCACAAUAAGGUGCGCCAUGCAUGUAUCGGUUGCAGCGAACAGGCCAAAUUUCGGGGUUGACACCACUGAUCAGUGGUCAAUACAGCGUGCAUGCACACAGUGUACUGGAAUGUGACUAGUGACUGCUUCAAAAAUGAAAACCAUAUGAUUCAUCAAAAAUUUCGCAAAAAAAUAUGCAGGCAAAUUUCUCUCCCACUUCCUGGACCCUAGUACACAGCAUAUCCGGUUGAGCCUCAUCGGCCAAUGCCGAAUAAUCUCAUGCAUGCAUGCACUAGUGCGCGCAACAUGUCAAAUUUUUCCAUUGAAUAUCGGCCUGUCCGCUGCAACCGAUAGAUGGUGCACCGUAUUAUGAAUCCACCGAUUGAAGGAGGUGUUUUAGCUCUUUGAAUAAGGAAACUAAGUUGCUGCUCUGUACUCUGUGAACAUUAAUUUCACAUAAAGUUUUUUUUUUACUUUGUUGUAGUGCAUUGUCUAAAAAGGAAAAAUCUAUCUUACCUGUCACUACUUAGUAGAGUGAUAGGUACAAUGACUUUGGAUUCUAAAUCUAUUUUGCCAUUUAGUGCAUAGCAGAGUGAAGGCAAAAACAUUUUAUCAAAUAAUUUUUAAAGCAAUAAUUACUACAAUAUCUUAUGACAAAACUAUUUAAGAAUCUUAUUUUUAACACAGUAAUAGAAAUUAUUCUCUAGUAAGAGUAAUGAUAUUUACUUUUAAUUUUCUUGUCUCCAACAACCAUAGGUGGUUGCGGAGACCUCUGGCAGAUCCAGGGGGGGGGGGGGCAAGCCAGCCUGUGCCCCCCCCCCCUUUGAGGAGCAAAAUUAAAAUAUAUAAUAUAAAAAUGCUGUUAAAACAGAAGUGUGUCCCACCCUUUUGAAAGUGAAGACCUUUUUUUCUUUAUUUGGGGGGACGAAAUAUCCUUAAUUUUUUAUCUAUUAUUAUUUUUUAUUGCUUGUCAAAUUUUUCCUCAGAAAAAUGUGCCCCCCCCCCUCUUUUGGAAAAUCCUGGAUCCGGAGACAUUGUAUUUUGUUUUCAUGAUAACUGAAGAACUGUUUAAAGGGUCAAAUUCAAACUUGGCUCAUGGAUGUAUGUAAGUGACAAUUUUAAAGUUGAAUUUUGCAAUAUAUUUCAGAUCUGGCGAUGGUGAAAUCAUCUAGUCACCUUUCAGAUCAUCCCAGGAAGUAGAAUAAAAGUUGAAAGAAUAACAUCAAUAAACAAUAUCAAUUCAA
This is a messenger RNA of Lytechinus pictus (painted urchin), 6137 nucleotides long. RefSeq names its product leukotriene A-4 hydrolase-like. Gene Ontology annotation, biological process: proteolysis; leukotriene biosynthetic process; peptide catabolic process. The record is from RefSeq and is a predicted model, not a curated record. Gene Ontology annotation, cellular component: cytosol; nucleus. The transcript has 16 exons. Bases 359 to 1687 code for a protein of 442 amino acids. Lineage: Eukaryota; Metazoa; Echinodermata; Echinoidea; Temnopleuroida; Toxopneustidae. Gene Ontology annotation, molecular function: epoxide hydrolase activity; aminopeptidase activity; metallopeptidase activity.